AUGGAUGUGGGCUUUGCUCGUCGUCUAGCGCGCCUAGUUGUCUAUAGGGAACGCUAUGACCAACCUCCCGAUAGUGCUUGCACGUUUGUUACAAAUUCACUUAUUCUGGAAGGGAAGGUUAAUGUUUUGUCUGAAAAGGAAACAGCCGAUUUUCUUAUUUCUAUCACACCAGACAAAGAUAGAAGAGAUCAAGUGGCGAAUGGCCUACUAUUCUAUUUGCUCACAGAUGGAGUUAAUUUCAACAAGUAUUUCCGCUGCUUAUCGGUGAUAGCGAACGAUCAGUGGUACGCCACGCUUUGUAAUGUGAAUAUGAUCCUGAUUGAGUUAUGGCCUAAACUGCAGGAGUCAUGUCGAGAGUUGAUGCUGCAAUUUUUUCGAGAAGCUGUUAAGCUGAAUGUUCCAAAGAUUGAAAAUGUUAUAAUGAAUCUAGUACGUUGUCUCAACAGCAGUGUUGAGUGGAACCUCAAGCUGCGACACGCACAUGUGAUUGCCACUUUACUUAACGAACACGAGCAGUGGAUAAUGGGGUUGAAGCCAGGAACAUUCAUGUUGCUGAAUAUCAUAACCAUUUUUGGACAUUUGAUAAUCGACAUACCUCCUGCCAGUCCUUUUGAGAAUGUCCGUCUGGCUAUGAUACAAAGCCUUGUAUUCAUUAUAAGGAAUCGCUUCCAAGACGUCUGCCUGUUGGGACGUGAUUUGCUUCUUGUUCUGAUGCGACUGGCUAAGAUUCCACAAAUUAAUGCCAUUUGGGUGGAUCUCAUCACAAAUCCAUCCAAGUUUGGUCUAAAUGACGGAUUAGAGGAAUUGUUCCGUUCAAACGCAAACUUCUAUCCCGUCAGGUUAGCAGCAGAAAUGGCGAAAAAGAUUGAGUUCAUUAUCUGUCAAUGCAAGCCUAAUGCUCAAGAUAAACACUUUGAAUGGUUUUCUAAUUCGUUUUUUCGCGGUCCUGAUGGCUCUAGCCUUCGAGCUGAGACCAUACGUUAUGUCCAAUACUUCUUCAAACCUGAUAUGCCUGCACAUGUUCUUGAAGCUCGCGGUCAUUUUCUAUAUUACUUGUUGACGAGUAUCCCUCCGAAUUCCGAUGUUGAACAGCAGUGGUGCAAAACAGUGGUUUGGUUCGAUUGGUUGACGUUUGAUCCACACACAUCAGUGCAAUUCAUUGAGCCGGUGAUGAGUAUGCUCCGAAUAGCGCUGGCUAGCAUGCCAUCUAAAGCCACCGCCUUAUUGGAAUAUGUUUGCAAGAGUGUUGCGCUGAUCUACCCUGCUCGAAUGGAGCUAUUCAAGAAAUCUGUCAACGAUGCCAUGCAAGCUGUGCAUGAGUACUAUCAAGGCGGAUUGACAGGUCUUCUUGACAAUCCUCGUAUUGAGCGCACCGUUCGCGAAUUGGUUCGGGAGACGUUCUCAGACUAUUUCGCUCGGAAUGCUCCUCCUCCUGUACCUCCGUCAAUUCCACCCUCAGCUUCGGCGCCACAGCUAAAUGUACCACAGCAGCAACCUCCAGUGACACGACCACAGUCGUUACCCUCAACGGCUGUUGCACCAUCAAAUUCUAAUCACACCACGAGUAAUAAAGAACGAGGUCGAUCGAAGGAUAAGGAAAAGAACAAAGAGAAUGAGAGAGAGGAAAAGGAACGAGUAAAGCAGAGCAAAACACCUAGUCCGCCAAAUGGUACUGUAAUAUCUCCAAAAGUCGAUGAGCCAGUCACAUUACAGGCGAAAAAGAGGGAACGGGAAAAGGAAAUUGACGAGUUGGUGGAGCAGUUACGAGAUGAUUUCAAAACAACGAUGGUAUCAUUAAGGGAAACUUACCGUGAUACGGAAGACGACAGUGAAAGGGGAGAAGCUGUACAACGAUUACUGCAGAAACUUUUAGAAAAUGAAGAUCCGAUAGAUGAUGAGCAACUUGAAUUGGUAGCACACAGUGUUCAACUUUUGAUGGGCAGCCCCGUAAACGGUCGUCGCUCCAUCCUUCCAGAUCCUGUCACAGAAGAUGCACUGGCUGAUUCAUUCGCGCAUCCAUUAUUUAUCAUCUUCCGAAAUUUGUGCUACACACCAGACACGGAUGCAACGACGAGGUCGUUAAUGGUGAACAUGAUUGCGACAAUGCGGGAUUAUGAUAACACAGUCACUUACCUUAUGCUGUUUUUCAUAAAGGCGAACGAUGGUCUAAGCAACGAAUGCAUUUUAUGUUAUCGUGAUGUAGCUCGCGCGAGAGAAGAGGACAUAGAAACAUUGAUAACAGCUGAUUUGCAG
Strongylus vulgaris is the source of this 2253-nucleotide messenger RNA. The record is from the annotation of a GenBank genome assembly. NCBI's taxonomy places the organism in Eukaryota, Metazoa, Nematoda, Chromadorea, Rhabditida, Strongylidae.